GUUGCUGUGCACUUCUGUUUUUAGCGGAGCUAGUCUAGCCUUCUAGCAGUAGUAGUGCCAUGAUGAAGUGUGCCCAAUAAAUAGCUUCAUUGUGUCACAACGGGGAAUCAAAUAGACAGGUUACAUUGUAUUCCGGGGAUCGUUGGUGUUCGAAUCGAACAUCAUUCUGAGAUGUUAUGUUUAUUUUAUUUCGCUGGCAGCUGGGCAUUCCACCAACUAGUCAGACGGUGUUUCGUGCUGUGCUGACUGUAAAGAGGACAGUGUGCGUCAGUAUUCAAGAUGGACACCGCCGAGGAAGGGGAUAUAUGCCGGGUCUGCCGGUCUGAAGGAACCCCGGACAAGCCACUCUAUCACCCGUGUGUUUGCACAGGAAGUAUAAAAUUCAUCCACCAAGAAUGCUUGGUACAAUGGUUAAAACACAGCAGAAAAGAAUACUGCGAGUUAUGCAAACACAGAUUUGCUUUUACACCAAUCUAUUCUCCAGACAUGCCUUCCCGGCUGCCUGUCCAGGACAUAUUUGCAGGGUUGCUGACGAGUGUAGGCACAGCUAUUAGAUACUGGUUUCACUACACACUAGUGGCUUUUGCUUGGCUGGGAGUGGUUCCUCUCACAGCAUGUCGCAUCUACAAGUGUCUGUUUACCGGCUCUGUGAGCUCACUCCUCACCCUGCCAUUAGAUAUGCUUUCUACAGAGAACUUGCUGGCGGACUGCUUGCAGGGUUGUUUCGUGGUGACGUGUACACUCUGUGCCUUCAUCAGUCUGGUGUGGCUGCGGGAGCAGAUUGUUCACGGUGGCGCCCCCCAGUGGCUGGAGCAGAAUCAGCAGCAGCAGCCUCAACAUGCACCAGCUCCACAACCUAAUGAGCAGGCCCCUGCUCCUGGGCAGGGGGCAGCUGAAAACCAGCCUGCUGCAGCUGAGCUCCCGGCGGACAAUGGUCCAGCGGCUGAGGUCCCCGACAUCCAGAUGGACCCGGCAGAGGAUAUGGAGCUGGAGGAUGAGGCUGGGGCUGAGGAUGUAGCGGAUGCCAACAAUGGAGCACAAGAUGACAUGAAUUGGAAUGCCCUGGAAUGGGAUCGGGCAGCAGAGGAGUUAACAUGGGAGAGGAUGCUCGGUCUUGAUGGCUCCUUGGUUUUCCUGGAGCAUGUCUUCUGGGUGGUCUCACUAAACACACUCUUCAUUCUGGUGUUCGCUUUCUGCCCGUAUCAUAUUGGUCAUUUCACAGUUGUGGGACUUGGCUUUGAGAAAAAUGUGCGGGCUUCCCAUUUUGAAGGCCUCAUCACCACCAUCGUGGGCUACAUCCUCCUGGCCAUGCUAUUAAUACUGUGCCAUGGAUUGGCAGCGCUGGUGAGAUUUCAAAGAUCCAGACACCUUUUAGGAGUGUGCUACAUUGUUGUCAAGGUAUCCCUGCUGGUAGUUGUGGAGAUCGGUGUAUUCCCUCUCAUCUGUGGUUGGUGGCUCGACAUCUGCUCACUGGAGAUGUUUGAUGCCUCUCUGAAGGACAGAGAGCUGAGUUUUGACUCUGCUCCCGGCACCACCAUGUUCCUCCACUGGCUUGUAGGGAUGGUCUACGUCUUCUACUUUGCCUCGUUCAUCCUCUUACUGCGAGAGGUGCUGAGACCCGGUGUUUUAUGGUUUCUCAGAAACCUGAACGAUCCUGAUUUUAAUCCUGUUCAAGAAAUGAUUCACCUGCCAAUAUACAGACAUCUCAGAAGAUUCAUUUUAUCGGUGGUGGUGUUUGGCUCCAUAGUUUUGCUAAUGUUGUGGCUUCCCAUAAGGACGAUCAAACUCAUCCUCCCAGCCUUCCUCCCAUACAAUGUUAUGCUGUACAGUGAUGCUCCAGUCAGUGAGCUGUCUCUGGAGCUGCUGCUGCUGCAGGUGGUUCUGCCUGCGCUACUGGAACAGGGCCACACACGCCAGUGGCUCAAAGGCCUGGUCAGAGCCUGGACUGUCACCGCCGGAUACCUGCUAGACCUCCACUCGUACCUGUUGGGUGACCAGGAGGAGAAUGACGAUGAUGCAGACCAGCAGGCCAAUAACAACCAGCAGAGGAGGAAUAACAACAACGCCAUCCCUGAGGGACUGCACGCUGCCCACCAGGCUAUCCUCCAGCAGGGAGGCCCUGUGGGUGUCCAGCCCUACCACCGGCCCAUGAAGUUCACCUUUAGGAUUGUGCUCCUGAUUGUGUUCAUGUGUGUGACACUGCUGGUGGCCAGUCUGGCGUGCCUUACGUUGCCAGUAUUCACCGGCCGGUACCUGAUGUCCUUCUGGACAGGCAGUGCUAAGAUCCACGAGCUGUACACGGCAGCGUGCGGCCUAUACGUGUGCUGGCUGUCCAUCAGGGUCAUCACCGUGCUGCUGUCCUGGAUGCCCCAGGGCAGGAGGGCCAUUCUACUCAAGGUCCAGGAGUGGACCCUCAUGGUAAUGCUCUGCAACACGAUCCUGAAGACAGUGGUCGUAGCUGUGUUGCUGGCUGGCGCCAUCCCUCUCCUGCUGGGCUUGCUGUUUGAGAUGGUCAUAGUAGCCCCUCUCAGGGUGCCGCUGGACCAGACACCACUCUUCUACCCCUGGCAGGACUGGGCUCUCGGAGUGCUCCAUGCCAAAAUCAUUGCCGCCAUUACUCUGAUGGGUCCCCAGUGGUGGCUGAAAACAGUGAUCGAGCAGGUGUAUGCUAACGGAAUUCGCAACAUUGAUCUCCAUUUCAUCAUCCGUAAGCUGGCUGCUCCGGUUAUCUGUGUGCUACUGGUGUCUCUCUGUGUGCCCUAUGUCAUCUCUGCUGGCAUCGUCCCCAUCAUAGCUCAGUAUUCCCCAGGAGUUACCAUGGAGAUGCAGAAUUUGGUGCAGAGGAGAAUCUACCCGUUCCUGCUCAUGGUCGUCAUGCUGCUGGGAAUCCUCUCCUUCCAAAUACGUCAAUUUAAGCGCCUUUACGAACACAUUAAGAAUGACAAGUACCUGGUUGGACAGAGACUGGUGAACUAUGAACGCAAGGUGGCAGGCAGAAGCAGUACAGCCACACACAGCAGCUCUUCCCAGGAGUAGGAGCUGUUAACACCUGAUCUGAGAGCAGCCUCUAGCUGUGUAGCCUCUCCUCCCUUUUGAUGUUUCUUCACAUUCAUGACUCAAGCACUCACCUCUCACCAUGCCUUAUUUCACUCCUUGCUCUCAAGCACAGCUGGAGAAAGGAGUGUGUUUUACUAAAUAGAUUAAAAGGCAAAAUUACCUUGAAAACCAACCAACAUGGAUUCAAAAAAGAAUGUUUCAUCUUUGUACAUCUUGAAAAAAAAUACAUGUAUUUUGUUAAUUAAAUCUAGAUGUCACAUUAUUCUUUUCCUGUUGUUAGGUCUAGAUGCGUUCCUGUUGUUAGGCCUGGAUAGACUACUACAUUAUUUGGCCAGGAGGAGGCAGAGUCCUGAGAGGCCUCUGUACAGCUCUAUGGGGUAAUCCCAUUGGAACACAUGACGGAGGCUCCGCUUUAGAGAAGUGAUGAGCGUGAGACAAGGCAGAAGAACUUUGGGAUCAGUUUUUGUAGUUUUUAUUUAUUAGUUUGGAUUUUCCUUUUAAGGGGUUUAGUAUUACAGUGUGUGGGUGAGAGGUUAUCUGCAAGAAAGACAAGUUCCUAUUGGAAUGGGUGAUUUACUCUUUCUGCAGCAGGGUUCAAAGCCAGGUAAUACAGAUUCAUGCAUUUCGGUUCACUGUCUGACUGACUGGCCACAGAGGAGCUGUUGAGUGUUUCAGGCUUCCCUGAAUAGCUUUAUACUGGUGGUGAUGGUCUCCUGUCUCAGGCUGGAGUUAUUAAUGAAAUCCCAGCUAGCCAGCUAUUUGUAUCAUGUAGCUCCAAUAUUUGGUUUCAUUUGAGGGAACCCUGAAAGGAAGUCUGCUUUUUAGUUAGAAGUUACAAGAUUGUAACUGUGCUCAUGAUAUCUGUGUAAUUUCUGCUCUACAUUUCUUGCUACGCCUGUUGUACAGAGUAACAUAGGUUGUUACAUAUGCAUGAAUAUCAGUCUGUUGCACUUAAGCUUUAACAUAGUGGCAGUCAUUCAUUAACCAUUUUAGUGAAAUCAAGUCAGUAUUUCAAUGUGGUGGUAAUGACACUACAAUACAGUGAAAUAUGAUUUGCUUGACAGGAGUUUUGGAUCAGGUUUGACACUUCUUCUUUUUUUGUCUGUUACUGAGAUUGGUACAAUGUUUGUAAAUAAAGCAUUUCUAUGGUUUGGAUUGUUUACCAUGGCAACAAAAACCUAUUUUCUUCUUUUCAAUGUGUAAAAUUGGCUGUGUCAGUUGCAGGUUUAAGACUGGAUUUCUGACUGUUUUAGAGGGUAUUAAAUGCUGAGAUUCUGACUGAUUUAGAGGGUAUUAAAUGCUGAGAUUCUAUGUGACCAUAUAGUAUCUUAACAAAACUGGGUACUGUCGUUAGCCUGUUAUCCGGACCAAUUUUUUUUUUAAAGCAAAUUCCCUAUUUUUAUAUGUGCGUAUUGUGUAGGUCUUUUGUGUGCUUCGUGUUGUUUUUCUGGGUGGUUAAGUGUGUAUUGGUCAUCUUAAUAAAUGGCUGCUUUCUUUCCUCA
Messenger RNA from Oncorhynchus tshawytscha (Chinook salmon), 4559 nucleotides. RefSeq names its product E3 ubiquitin-protein ligase MARCHF6. NCBI's taxonomy places the organism in Eukaryota, Metazoa, Chordata, Actinopteri, Salmoniformes, Salmonidae. The record is from RefSeq and is a predicted model, not a curated record. Gene Ontology annotation, cellular component: endoplasmic reticulum membrane. The coding region runs from base 280 to 3036 and encodes 918 amino acids. The transcript is spliced from 26 exons. Gene Ontology annotation, molecular function: zinc ion binding.